Molecule: messenger RNA, 2532 nt
Organism: Aureobasidium musti
Lineage: Eukaryota; Fungi; Ascomycota; Dothideomycetes; Dothideales; Saccotheciaceae
Source: the annotation of a GenBank genome assembly
AUGUCGCUCCUUAACAACCAAGACUUCACCAUCUACCAGCUACGUGCAGGCUACCUCCAACACAUCAAAGACGGCGUCGGCGAGCGUCUCAUCACUCUCAACACCAAUGUCUUGAACAACCCUGCCUUUCGUGCUGCUGGCUGGCAAGCAAAUCCUCAGGACAUCAAACGCACAUACUCGCCUCCCAUCCCUACCGCAAUCGCUUCCGAAUACUUCCAAGCCCCACAACGAUCCGCUGCACCUGCCUACGCUUUGCACGAUGACGAUGAAGAAGGAGGGAUGGUCACUGGUCAGGGCAGUCAAGAUACCAUUGCUGUCAACACCCACAACAAGAGACGUCGGCGGAAAGAGCAGUUGGAAGAGGAUGACAGCAGCGAUCUGAGUGACGACAGCGAUGAAGAUGAUGACAAGAGCGCCAUCUCUCAGAUCAAGUUCAGCAAGAUGCCUGUUCGUCUCAGAGCAGGUUCCUCUCCGACACACAAAACAAGAGAUGGAGAUGACGUGCCUAUACCUAUUGCUUCGCCGGAUAAAAUCAAUGGCCAGGAAACUGCACGACACGCCUCGCUUCCUUCUGUCUCCUUCAUCAAGCAACGUCCUAGAAGAGAUACCGCCACAAGCAGCGAGUUCUCUUCUGAAAACGAGACAGAUCCAGUCACGUUCCGCAAACAAAGGGUCCAAAACCGCGCCGUCAAACAUGGUCAGAUGAUGCAAGACCGUAUCCAGGAAGAAGGAGAAGACGUCGAGUCUGACAUUGAUCUUGGCGAGGCAUCUGACAUUUCCGACGACUUUGCUGGCACUGCUGGCUCCGAGUCUCUGCUGGGCAUGGGUGCUCCUUUGAUCACUGUAGACACUCUCGAGUCAACGCCGGGCAACGUGCCUAGCAUGCCCCCUGCUAUUACACCGCAUACUUCGGCCUCGCCCAAACGUCUGAAGCAGAUGGCUCCUCCUCCAGAUCUGCCCAGGCUUCCUGCAGGCCGUCCUAUCAGCUACGUUCAGCCUGUCAGUCUUUUGUCAAAAGCCUUGAAACACACGUCACAAAAGGGUGAGAAUCCUUUACAGCAAUUUGCUCAACUGUCUGGUAAAGGCGAAUCGACUCCGUUAUGGAUCAAGAUAUAUGCCCCCUUCUCAAAGAAAGCUUCAACUCCUAUCCAAGUGCCUAUUCGCAAAAAUGCAAAGGAAGGUGUUCCGACUAUUGUUGCCGAGCUCAUCGGUCUUAGUCUGUGGCGAUAUGCCGAGGAAAAGAUUGAGCCGCCACUAGAAGGCAAUGACUUGAAUGUAAAUCGCUGGACUUUACGGAUGGUCGAAGAUGAAGAGGUUGACUACGACUUCCCGGCCUUGACCCGUACGAAACCUCUUGGAGACUUCACUUCGAACAACAACCGGCCGCCUCGAGCCCGAGCAAGAGAUAAGCCUUGGGACGAGUUUGGUCUCGUGAGAGCGACUGAGGAGCAAUACAGGGAGAACGAAGAGCUCACCCCUCAGUUCAGUGAACCAUCUGGUCUGGCUCCUUCUAGCACACCUAUACCAGAUACUUCUCGCACAGCGACGCCGCAACCUCCCAAUAUGCAGAGAACUUUGUCUGACGCACCGACCUUGGCGCCUCCUGCAGCACCGACAUAUAUUCCCAAUGUCAAUCCUAUCACGCCAUCAUUUGCCCCAAUGGCCAGGAAGAAUUCGACCAUUCCCUUGAUGGACGCGCCGGCAGCCCCAGCACCACGUUCCACACCGAGAACAGGUUCUUCCAAGACGGUCACGAUACACUACACAGAUCCACACUCGUUCCAGACGACGUUGCUUCCUAUACCAACCACUUCUGAUACCUAUCUAGCUGAGCUGUUCACGACUGCUUGUCAAAGGCUCAACAUCGAUAAGGCUUUAUAUGUUCUCAAGGUUCGUGGCACUCAGACCGUUGCACCAGAGGAUCGUACAGUAGAAGCCUUGGGUCANAGGUUGGCGCUCGACCUUGUACGACGACGCUUCGUUGGUGUUGGCGACGGUCGUGGCAUGGUCAGCGCUGUAGGCAGUCCUGGCAGUGAAAGUCCGAAUGCACCAUUGCUGCUCGAGACCGCAACGAACACAAAGGCCAAGACAAGGAAGCCUUUCAUGGGCUUGCAAAGUGCCAAGUCAACCAACGAUAUCAAUGCAACUGCACUCUGGGGUCUCGCUGGCGGAGCUGGAAAGCGUUACCUUGUCAUACGUCGUCAACCCCUGUCCUUUGCACCCUCGCAUCCACGCAUCUUGGCACUUGAUGCAGAGUUCAUGCAUGUCAUGCCCGCUUCGUCUACAGACCCUCUCAAUGCCAAUGCAGAUCCAGCGAUGGCACCUCCCGGCGGCAAAACAACAAGCGUGCAUCUCAGCAGUGUAGUUGGCUGCAAAGUCAGUAGAAAGCACCCCAAAGUUGUGCGGGUGCUGGUCUAUCGUGAGAAGGAGACAAAGCGAUACGACUUCGAGGCUUCAACAAGAGAUGAGGCACAAGAAAUCGCGACCGAGAUCAACAAAGGUAUGAUGAGGUUCCGCGAUGAGGAGGAGUGA